Messenger RNA from Gadus morhua (Atlantic cod), 3951 nucleotides. It is a transcript of the gene ilf3a, whose product is annotated as interleukin enhancer binding factor 3a. Gene Ontology annotation, molecular function: single-stranded RNA binding; double-stranded RNA binding. Bases 672 to 3404 code for a protein of 910 amino acids. Gene Ontology annotation, cellular component: precatalytic spliceosome. The transcript is spliced from 20 exons. The record is from RefSeq and is a predicted model, not a curated record. NCBI's taxonomy places the organism in Eukaryota, Metazoa, Chordata, Actinopteri, Gadiformes, Gadidae.
GAUCUCUGGUCCAGGCCAGAUCCCAUCUUCAGACCAGAUCUCUGGUUCAGACCAGAUUCCAUCUUCAGAGCAGAUCCCUGGUCAAUACCAGAUCCCAUCUUCAAACCAGAUCUCAGGCCCCGUCCACACGGAGCCGACUUUUUGGUGAAACCCCAUCUUGUGCGUUUCGGCCGACCGUCCAGACGGAGCCGGCGGAUCCUAUGCCCGAAACCCCAGAUUUCUGAUACUAUGUCCCAGAGUGUUUUGAAAUAUAUCCGGACCUAUGCGGUUUCGUGUUAGGAUUCGUGCGGACGCCUGAAACGCAAACGAGAAUAAACGAACUCAAACCCAGGAAACCUCAGCCCACCUCCUGACGUCAUCACUAGGGGACGCCACUGACACAGACAGACAACAAAUCGAAAAGGGUUUCUUUACAACUCGGUAAAGGCAGGUGAAACUGGUCCACACCUGAAGUCAUACCCCUGCCCCACCCAGCAGGUGACUCCGUUCCACGUUGAGCCCCUGACUCCAGUCCACACUGAGCUCCCGACUCCGGUCCAGGUUGAGCUCCUGACUCCGGUCCAGGUUGAGCUCCUGACUCCGGUCCAGUUUGAGCUCCUGACUCCGGUCCAGGUUGAGCCCCUGACUCCGGUCCACACUGAGCUCCCGACUCCGGUCCACACUGAGCCGCCAUGGACUCCGAGGCAGCCCCGCCCUUCCACGUGUGGGACGAGGGGAAGGCCUACGAGGAGCUCCUGUCCUGGGACAGUCUGAUCCAGCAGGGCCACCGCCUGCUGCCCCACGACUUCAACAGGUACGAGGACCUGCGCUACUGGUACGACUGUCUGUGCUACGAGGAGGAGCUGCGGCAGUACCACGACUACAUCGCUUCUAUAGAGGAGAUCGAGGACUUCCCCUCCCAUCAUGAGGCCCCAGCCCCCCGCACGCCCCCCCUGCAGCCCUACGACCGGCACCUCAUGGCCAAGCACUCCUCGGUGUACCCCACCUCGGAGGAGCUGGAGGCGGUCCAGGUCAUCAUCUCCCACGUGGAGUGCGCCCUGAAGGCCGUGUCCGACACGCUGGACGAGAAACCCGCCGCCGAGGAGACCCCGGAGGCAGAGAGCCCGGAGGCGGCGGAGCGCGUGCUGCGGGGGGUGAUGCGGGUGGGCCUGGUGGCCAAGGGGCUGCUGCUGACGGGGGACCUGGACCUGGAGCUGGUGCUGCUCUGCGCCCACAAGCCCACCGGGGCGCUGCUCGGCCGCGUGGGAGAGCUGCUGGACCAGCAGCUGCAGGUGGUCACCAAGGACAAGUACCAGGUGAUCCAGAGCCCCGAGCAGGCCUCCAUCGUCGUCAAGAGCACCAAGACGCUGGUGUUCACCCUGACCAUCCACCUGACCUCCCCGCUGAUCCGCACGGAGCAGGAGGCCCCGCCCAGCGAGGCCUCCACUGAUCCAGACACGCAAACGGUCGUCGACCCGCCGGACGUUCUGGACAGGCAGAAAUGCCUGACCGCCCUGGCGUCCCUCCGCCACGCUAAGUGGUUCCAGGCGAAGGUCAACGACCUGAAGUCCGCCGUCAUCGUGAUCCGGGUCAUGAGGGACCUCUGUAAGCGCGUGCCCGCCUGGGCCCCGCUAUCGGGAUGGCCGCUGGAGCUGCUGGUGGAGAAGUCCAUCAGGACGUACGAGCGACCGAUGGAGGUGGGGGAGGCCUUCCGACGCGUCCUGGAGUGUAUCGCGUCCGGAAUCCUACUGGAAGGCGGCCCAGGGAUCAAGGACCCGUGUGAAAGAGAAUCCACGGACGCCAUUGGCCACCUGGAACCCCAGCAGCGAGAGGAGCUCACAGCGAGCGCUCAGCACGCCCUGCGUCUCUCUGCGUUCAGGCAGCUGCACAAGGUGCUGGGCAUGGACAUCGUGCCGGUCCGACCCCAGAGGCUAACGGGAGCCAACAUCAAAGACAUCAAAGCCCAAAUAGAGCUGUCCGGGCCGCUGAAGACGCCCGUGAAGAGGGCGUUCCCGGAGAUGGAGAACCCAGCCGAUGACCGGCAGCUCAACAGCAAGCAGAGGAAGUUCCUCAAGUUCCAGAAGCACAACCGCUUCGACAGGAAGUCCUUCUCGGACGACCUCUGCAUGAACGCUGUGAUGCGGCUGAACCAGUACAAGCCGGGGCUGGACUACCGGCUGGUCUCCCAGGUGGGGCCGGUCCACGAGCCGGUGUUCACCAUGGCCGUGGACCUGAACAGCACCACCUACGAAGCCACUGGCCCCUCCAAGAGAGUGGCCAAGCUCAACGUGGCCACCAAGGUGCUGCAGGAGCUGGGUCUGCCGACCGGGUCAGAGACCAAGCCCAGCGAGGGUCUGGUGGAGGGAGAGGGGAGCAAGGCGGCGGGCAGCGCCUCUAUCGCCUCCGCCGCCGGAUCAGAAGACGGCGUGGCCGGCCCCAUCCUCACCAAGCACGGGAAGAACCCGGUGAUGGAGCUGAACGAGAAGCGGCGCAGCUUGAAGUACGAGCUGUCUGCCGAGACGGGGGGCUCCCACGAGAAGUGUUUCAUCAUGGAGGUGGAGGUGGACGGGCAGAAGUUCAAGGGUCGCGGCUCCAACAAGAAGGAGGCCAAGUCCUACGCAGCGCUGGCCGCCCUGGAGAAGCUGUUCCCCGACUCGGCAGGGGGAGCCUCGGCCUUCAGCAAGGACUUCCCCAAGAAGAAGGUCACCUACACCGACAUGCACAUCCCCGGGUUCGGGACCAUCAGGGGAAUCCCGUCGGACCCGGGAAACCACCCCUGGAAGGGGCGAGGAAGAGGACGAGGAAGGCCGUACUCCAGAGGAAACCAGUACAACAAGACAAACUACAAUUAUGGGAACACUCCAGGUGGAGGCUAUUCCUCCGGCCCCCCCAAGGGCCCCCAGGCGGCCCCCGGUGGAGAGGCCCCUCCCCCCUCCGCCACCGCCGGCGGCUACGGAACCUUCUACCCGGACGCGGGCUCCUACACCUACUCGGCCCCCCCGGUCUCGGCCCCGGCCCCGCCCCCCGCCGCCGCCGCCGCCCCCCCCGCCGGCCCCGCCCCCACGGCGGCCGCUGAGCCCACCAGCUACCACUCGAUGCCCCCCCCCGCCGACCAGCAGAGCCCCUACAGCUACGGCUACGGCGAGGAGAAGAAGAAGCAGCUGACGCAGAUGGCGCCGCAGGGUGUGGCUCCGCCCCCCGGGGCGGGGCAGCAGGGCGGGGCCCCCCAGGGCCAGGCGGACUACUCCAUGUACAGCACGGCCUACCCCAGCUCGGUGACCGGGGGGCAGAACUACAACUACGGUUGGUCGGGCCAGGCAUCCUGGCAGCCCCCCCAGCAGCAGGGCUACGGGGGGGCGUACCCGGACCAGGGGGGGCAGAACGCCGCCACCUACCCCGGGUACGGGCACGUGAACUAUCAGUGAGCGGCUCUGAGCGCUGACCCCCCCCCCCCUGAGGAACGGCUCUAAAAGGAAUCGCUCUAAAAGGAGCGCAGCCCUGUGAUGCUCGUUCCUCAAAGAGCCGGGACGCGAACCAGUCCACCACCACUUCCUGGGAGAUAAUUUUAGCUUCAGUUCCUUUUUAUGUUACGUUUUUAUUAUUUUUAACCGUGCUGUUGUUUUUUUUUUCCUUUUGUACUCCUCGUCCUUAAUGCACACGUAGGUCAGACGGUGUUACAAUGUGAAGCCUGCGUCAAAUCCCGAACAUUAGCGUUUUAACUAUUAUUUAACGACCCGUCCUCUGUCCUGUAUGUUGACAUGAAUGUAAAGUUGACUGUAAAACAUUUCUUCUUCUGUUGUCUUUUUAUAAAUGUCCUUUGUAUCUGCGCAGGCUGACCUUUGUUUCCAGGUUGUGUACUAACCUGCUCCACCGUGGUUCUGACUAAUAAUGUUUUCUCUGUUACCUGUGUCGGUUAAGUGCUGUCGUCUUGUUUUGAGAAUAAAUACUAAGAACUUUUAUUUUGAAACGUCA